CUGUCCGUGGGCCUCGGUAAACUUGCCGCUAUUACAGGAGGGCAGUGAAGACCACGCUGCUGAGCGGUAAGCGUAGAGAACCUGAGGAUUGUGACGGUAAAGGUGUCGUUUGUCAAACGAUUCGCAAGCGACGAUGGACCAGUCGACCGGUCGGACUCAUAAUGAGGCUGCUGGUCUUGUUCACAUACAAGAACCUCCAAGCAUUAUGGAAAGCCCUACAGAAUGCCUUUAAGAUAGGACAUUUCUGGGAACGGCUAGGGCCCCAGUACGCACCGCGUGGAGAAUGCCCGCAUUGCAAAGUGCCCGAGUCGAUGGAGCAUAUCUUGAUUGAAUGCUCAAUCGAAGGGAGAGCCACACUAUGGAAUUUAGCGCAAGAGUUGUGGGAAAAGAAAAACCAGGCGUGGAUCCCCCCGACCUACGGCGUAGCUCUUGGAGCAACCCUGGUGCAAAUCCGGACUACAGAAGGGAAAGUAGACCGCGGUGCGACGAGACUGUACAGAAUAUUGAUGACAGAAACCGUACACCUCAUCUGGAAAAUACAAUGUCAGCGCCGGAUACAAAGAGGAGAUGAUGACACCACAAAAUGGCACACCCGUGAUGAAGUAAGAAGUCUGUGGACUGAUGCGAUGAACCGUAGGUUGAUGAUAGAUUGUCUAUUAAGCAACAGAUGCAAGUAUGGAUCGAAGGCACUGAAGAAGAAGACAAUCUUAGCGACAUGGCGAGGAACGCUGUAUAACGAGAAGGCCCUACCGGAAGACUGGACGUAUCAGACCGGGGUUUUAAUCUUCCGGGUCACCUCGUUUAAAACUUUCUUCCGUCCAUUGGGGCCUGCCCCUCCUCCCCAAGCGAGCGAGCUGGUUUGA
This is a messenger RNA of Desarmillaria tabescens, 863 nucleotides long. RefSeq lists its product as uncharacterized. The record is from RefSeq and is a predicted model, not a curated record. Bases 162 to 863 code for a protein of 233 amino acids. Lineage: Eukaryota; Fungi; Basidiomycota; Agaricomycetes; Agaricales; Physalacriaceae. The transcript has 2 exons.